This is a messenger RNA of Rhipicephalus sanguineus (brown dog tick), 1179 nucleotides long. RefSeq lists its product as uncharacterized. Bases 105 to 950 code for a protein of 281 amino acids. Lineage: Eukaryota; Metazoa; Arthropoda; Arachnida; Ixodida; Ixodidae. The record is from RefSeq and is a predicted model, not a curated record. The transcript has 2 exons.
AAUUAUGCGCAGACGCCGACGACGAUUUUUUUUUGCAAACGUUAACGGUGAGCACGCUCAACACAGACCACUGGACCGCGACAGUGGACAUUGAAGGACAACCCAUGCCUUGCAAAUUAGACACGGGGGCGAAUUGUUGUGUCAUUUCAAGGAGGGACGUCGCAAAGCUACCGGAUCUACCAGAGCAGGCUUGCCGAGUCGCGCUAACAGCAUUUAUCGGCCACAAGGCAACCGCCCAAGCAAAAGUGCGCCUGCGGCUUUCAGCCAAUGAGAGGGUGGUCCUCGAAACAUUUUACAUCAUAGAGCAAAGUGUACCAGUGACUUUGAGCGGUUCAGCAGCCGAACGCCUUGAAUUUAUCCGCCGGGUACAGCACAUUGAUGUCGAUCAACUUUACCCGCCGGCACAACCCUUUGCAGAUGUCUUCACAGGACUGGGGGAGCUCAAGGACUACGAGUACGAGAUAAAACUCAAGCCCGGCGCCGUGGGUGUCGUCGUACCGGCUCGGAGAAUCCCCGUGGCCCUGGAGGACAAGACUAGGGCGGAACUUCAGCGUAUGGAGGAUCAAGGCGUCAUAAGAAAGAGACUGAUGGGAAGGCAGACGAGGACCCUGCUUGCCGUACCCGCAAGCCACCUGGUGCCGGAGACUGUGCCCAACCGAGCCGUCCAUAACCGUCUCCAGGAAAUUCGCCAACGCCAGAGGAUCUACUACAAUCGCCGCUCCAGGAACCUGCCAGCCCUGUCACCUGGCCAGAGGGUGACUACAUACGAUACCCACGAAAGGACCUGGACACCUGCGGUCUUUCUCAGGCCAGCUGAGACGCCGCGCUCCGUGGUGGUGAAGACUGAGGAGGGCCAGGAAAUUAGACGUACUCGCGAGCAUCUGCGAGACUCACCUACACAUACCGAAGAGAGUCCUCGUGACGGGUCCGAACGACUAGACGACGCCUAGCCCGCUCAAGAGCUACGUAGAAGCACAAGGACACGCCGGGAGCCCUGCCGCUACCCACAACCAGAAGGAGCUGUGUAAUUAACUUCUUCCCCAAGAAAAGGGAGAUGUAGCAUGGCUGAGUAACUCUGACGUAACCAGCCAUUUCGUUAAAAUCACGUGACCUGCUACGUCACCAUUCUUUCCUAUAUCUACUUCGUUUCAACCGCAAUAAACGUUGUUCAUCACCCGA